AUGGGUACCUCGGACUUAAAUUUUUAUAUUAACAAGCAUCGAAAGGCCUAUGAAGAGCGGCUGAAGAAGGAGCAGCAGAACCAUCAGGGAAAAACCUCUAAGGGGGAGGCGGAAGGAGGAGCACAGAAGGUCGCCCCGAGUGAAGUAACCAAGGGAGGUGCUAAUGAACAGUCCAAUGAAGCCGACAAUGGAAUCAAAAAUCUAAAUGAGGGAUAUAAUCAGCAUGCUAAUCAGAACGACGACACUACGAGAAACUCCACGAGGGACGAAAAUAUGAAUCAAGUUGAUGCUGACUACCUGUUGGCCCUGAAGCUGAAUGAGGCCUUGAAUGGAUCCAUUGAAUCGCCCAGCCUGGGGAACGAAAAUCACUUCAGCAGUGGAAGCCACGCGAGGAGUGCAGAGAGGGACGAAGAUGCGGAGAGGAGCGCCGAUGCAGAGAUGAAUGAAGUUCAAGAAGACGAUGUUAGGAAACCAGACAACUCCUAUGUCGAAUGCCUCCUGGGGGAUAAUAGCUACGUGCCGUUUUGUCUAAAUUACAACGUAGGGAAUGGCAAUAUGAUUCAGAACCCACUGCCUCCCAGUGGAAGGAAUAGGAUUAGUGGCUACUACGUGGACCAUGACGACGGAGGUAUUAUGUACGGGCCUUACAAUCUUCGUAGCAGGAACAAUCGAGUGAAUGAAUUCCAGAAUGGAUUCCAGAAUCGCAAUCAGAGGAGCGGCAACAGUGAUGGGUUCUACUCAUCCCAUUUUAACAGCGCAAAUGAGCCGAUUAAUAUUUCUCUAAGCUCAGAUGAUGAGGAAGGAGAAGUUCAAAUAGAAAAUGCAGCGGCGAAAAGUUCCUUGUCGCAGGACGAUGGGAUAGGAAGUAGUAGCGACGUUUUCUAUCUUCCUGAUGAGAAUUUAUCCUUGACGCCAAGGCAGAAUAAGCCAAAUGGGCAGAGUACUCUGGGUUUACCAUUUUCCACCCGAGGGGAAGACUCAAAGGAAGAAGUAACCAUCGUUGAGGGGCUGAGAGAGGGACGCUUUUCCGACAAGGGGAGGGGGGCCUACCAUCAUGAGGAGGGGAACCCCGAUCUGUCUAUUCAGGCACAUAAAGGGGAAGAGAUCCCCAGGAUGAUGCGAAGUGCAGAAGGGGUAGAACCUCCAAAUAGUUUCUCCUUCCAAUCUGUAGAGGGACCAGGUGGUGGAAGCCCACGAACCGGACAUUAUAACAUGGGUGAAGCGGAUCUUGCAUCCCCCAAAUGCACAGUGGAGAAGUCAGUCCUUGGUCUGUGCGAUGUCUAUAAUGAUCACUUUGGUCUCAGCAGUAUAGAGACAUUUCAGCCUGUCCGAAGUGCAGCCACAGAGAUGGGAGACCCACUCAGGGAUGGACACAACCCCAGCGGAAAUAACCCAGUUAGGAGGAACUACGUACAUGCGUCCCCGUGGGAUGAUUACUCACAAGAGGGAAGAUACUACGUGCACUACGAACCGUUGAAUCUAAAUGGAAAAGAAAAGAAGAAAAAUAAAGCGACCUAUGAAGGUCUACACAAUGUGGAUGCAUACGGUGAGAGGGUGGGUAACGGGUUAGUGGUCCCCUCAAGGGGAAGGAAGCCUAACGGGGAAGGAGCAGCAGAAAAAGAAGUAGGAGAAGCAGAACCAGGAGACGCAGGAAGAGCAGAAAAUGCUAAAGGAGAAUACUACAAGCAACUCGCGCACUACGGUAAUGACGUGAUCCCCCUGGAAGGAGAAUACCCGAUUGGUGGUGCCCCGUCUUCAUAUAAGGCGAGGGCGAAGAAGAGCAGAAGGGAUGUCAAGGAUAUCACCCAUGUGGAGAGCAUCCAUAGCGAUGAAGGGUUGUCUCCUCGGAUAGCCCAACAGGAUGAUGCAUCUAAGAUGGCCCACACUCUUAAAUCCUCGAGAAAACACCCCCCGAAAGAAAAAAUAGAAGAUCCACAUUUCUCCAAAGGGGAGAGUUACAAGGCACAAAAUGGAGGUGGGGUUGAGGGGGUCCCCGAGGAUGGCCUUGUUCUCUUCAAGACAGGUCUGGGAACGAGGUUCGAGCCAUAUGAGAGGAACGACCCCACCAUGGGUGUAUGUAAAAGUGGAGGAUACCCAAAGAACGACAUGUCCUAUGCAGACAUGGGUCGGGACAUCACGCAAGGUGAGCCUUCCCCCUUUAAUAUGCUCCAUUUGGGGAAGGAAAAUCCUAUGGAGAGAAAUAUAAACGAUUAUGUUGCGAAUAAUCCUCUGAUGGACAUGGAUGAUAGCGAACAGGUAUUUGCAGAAAUGGCUAGAAGGUGUGCAUCUGCUGAAAAAAGCAAUCGUCUCCCCUUUGAGUCGCUGCACAAUGGGGUGGGAGUCCCCACUGUUGGGGCAAUCGGAACGGAGGGGGGUCUCCACUCCAGAACGAACGGACAAGCAAAACUGUUUAGCGGCGGAGACUUUAAGCCAAACGGGAGGGCCUUCACAGUCAGCCAUGUCGGGGAUCACAUAAAUGCAGAUAUGUUACACUGCUCAGAUGUAGAGUUCACUGAAGGAGCUACCCACAGGUUGCCUAAUUAUGUAGACGAGGGGAAGAACUGGUCUGAUGGUACUCCCCUAGAACCAUCGAGUGUGCUACGUGGUGUCCAUUUCGCCGGGGAAGUGUCAUCAUCAUCCCGCAUGGUGGAAGAACAACCCCUCUGUGGUGAAAACAACCAACACGAUGAGGUUCUCCUGUGGAGCCGCCACGGUGCAGGUAGCUACAAAAUGUUCGCAAUAAAUAGAGGAGCUAAUUACCAAGGCCGACCAGAAGAGAAGAGCAAAAAUGAGGGUCACCACACAGAUGUGAAGAAGGACAGCACGCUAAACCGAUUCAAUGGGACAAGCGACAAUAAAUUUUUUACAAGUCGGAGGAGCCCUUUUUUUUGCACUUUGGGAGAAGCCCAAGGAGGGGCAACACCGGACGUGUACGUGAUUGAAGAAGGCACAGGAGCUGGUGAGCCACAUUCGACUCAUGAACAAAACGUCCAGCCACAUCCCUUGGAAGUUUAUCACCAAGGGGGGAUACUCAACGGGAAAGUAAAACACAUUGGUGAUAUGAGGGGAGAAAGCGCAGGUUCAGUUAACGCGGAAGAGACACAGAUGGAGCAGGUGCAAGAAGGACGUGCUGUAAACUCACGUGGAGAUGAUGCGCAUCCAAACCGUGACAUUUCCGAUCAGACCUACCGAAGAGGGAUGGGUUAUGACCACACCAUUUCUGCCAUUGACCAGUUUGAUGAGCAGAGCGCCAACGAUGAGGAUCUCAGUGUGCAGCAGGCCAUCAUUAACAGCUUAAUUGAUUUGUAG
Plasmodium inui San Antonio 1 is the source of this 3309-nucleotide messenger RNA. RefSeq lists its product as hypothetical. The coding region runs from base 1 to 3309 and encodes 1102 amino acids. The record is from RefSeq and is a predicted model, not a curated record. The transcript is spliced from 2 exons. Lineage: Eukaryota; Apicomplexa; Aconoidasida; Haemosporida; Plasmodiidae.